GAAACAACAGGUUGGACUGUUAGUGCUUGAAACGGACUUAACAUCAACCUUCAACUAAAGCCGAAGCAACUAUGAUCUACUUACUGACCUUGCGGUUUUUCUUCUUACUCAUCACCUGCUCAUUUCUAGUAGAAUCAGCUCCUGUUCAAGAAUCUAUUGGGCGGCAACCAAGGCAAAAAGGGUGUUAUUACCUAAGUGAUCAUUAUGAUAAUGGUGAAAGGAUCGACACCAACGAGCCCUGCCUUAACUGCACCUGUCUCAAUAGCAUGCUUAUGUGCUAUCUCCGUAUCUGCCCCUUUGUGAAGCCUGUUGGUGAGGAAUGUAUCAUAGAAAGGGAAGAAGGAGACUGUUGCCCCAAGAUUUGGUGCCCUGAAGUGAUUAAAAACAAAGAGAACACCCCGAAAAUAAGUGAAAAAAGGAAGCAACAACCAGGUUGUUACUUGGAUGACAAAUUCUACUCUGACGGAGCCAUGUUACCGCAUGAUCCAAAACGACCUUGUGAAGUAUGUUACUGCAUUCGAAACAGUACAGCUUGCGUAAUGCAAGAAUGUGAACUCAAAGUUGAUGGAUGCUUUCCGAUAUAUAAGGAGGGUCAAUGUUGCCCUUGCCGAUACAAUUGUACUUACGAAGAAGCAACCCCAACCCCACCUGGUGUAACUCUUACGGACUUGGCAGAAGGCUGUACUCUUUCUGACGGAUCAUUUGUCGAAGAUGGUGAAGCAGUGAAUUCCACCAACCCUUGCGAGCAUUGUUAUUGUAUGAGGAACGAAGUUGUCUGCGCCAUCCAGGAAUGUCAAGCUCCAGGUGACAACUGUAGACCUGUACCACCGAAACCUGACCAAUGUUGCCCAGACAGAUACGAAUGCCUUGUUAACACAAUAUCGCCUAAUAGUUUUGAAAAACCAAUAAGUCUACAGUUUUCAACAGUUUUUACGACUUCAUUAGGAACCACAACAACCUCACCUGAUCUUGCAACAGUUAAAGGGAAAAUUGCAGACUCAAGUAAAGUCAAAGGCGCACCCAAAAAAGAAGUUAUUGAUGAAAUUCCUUCACCUGUAUAUAUACCCUCUCAGCAAACAAAAAGUAGUGAGAUUCCUGAAGAAAUUUUCACUACGGUAUCAAUCUCUCAAAAGAGCUCAACUGUAAAGGAAUCGCAUAUUCAAGAAAAUGUUACCCUGAUACCAACUCUUUCAGAUACCUCAUCACUUGCUUCAUCAACAGAAUCAGAAGUUGCGGAGAAGAUCAGGUCGUUCACAAUUACUCCUGCAGAUGAUUUGCUUUCUGAUAAAUUUAGCGCAACGAGCUCAGAGAAAAUAUCUACUGAAUAUGCAGAAACAACUGGUAGUAUCCUUUCUGAUGAAAAGAUUUCCGAAUUAACAACAAUACAUUACGAAACAAGCAGUCCUGCGGAUCAGUCUCAACAAACUACCAUUCAAGCAGAAGCAAUCAAUCCGGAGGAACAUUACAAAAAAGUAACCACCCAAGAAGAAAAAAGCAAACCAACAGAAUAUUCUCAACAAACCACCAUUCAAGGAGAUAUAAGCAGCACAACAGAAUAUUAUCAAAAAAGCACGACUGAAGCAGACACAAAAACUUCAAUAGGAUAUUCCCCUGAAACUACGAUUCUAGUAGAUACCAGGAGUCCAAUAAAACAAUCGCAGCAAACCACAGCCCAAACAAAAAUAAGCCAUCCAACCGAAAUUUCUCAAGAUAUGACAUCUGAAACGCAGCCGUCAAGAAAAGGUUACGGUGUUAAGGGAUCUUCAUUAACUCACAAAUCAUCUUCAGUCCAUACUCCAUCUUCUGCCCCCGAAAAUGUGGAAGUGUCCACUGAAAGUUAUUCGCCUCAAAAAUCUUCUUCACCAUUAGAAUAUGAUACAAGCCGUAACUCAACAAAUACAAUCCUGUCUGAGAAAGAAAAGGCUGACAGCGUGAAAGAAAGUACUUUUUCACCGCCAAACAUCAUAAGAGUGAAAGGACGGAAACCAAGUUCACCAUCAGAAGAAUCUAUAAAAGUUUCAACAACAGAACCUACAGUUGCUUCACAAGAACACAAUUUUAUGGAAGGUGAACCAGAAGAUGGCAAAAUAAAACAACCUACUGGAGAACAAUCAAUUACUGGAGUGAAAAGUUCUCAGAAAAAAGGACAAAUUAAGGGAAAGCGUCCUCAAAUUAAAGAGAAACCUUUGCUACCAGUCGGUGUUAUUCCUGGUGAGAAGAAACAAUCAACAAGUACAACUGUGUUCCCUUCAAUAAAAGGCCGUCCUUCUGUUAUGAGUAUUCCUGGUGAAGGUUCUUGCCAUGUUGGUAAAGUGACAUACAAACAUGGACAAGCUGUACCUUCUUCGGAUGUCUGCAAAAUGAGCUGCCAAUGUAGCAGAGGCAAGAUUUACUGUGUGGAGAUAGUUUGUGAAAAACUUCAUCCUGAGAAUUACGGUGAAUGCCAACUUGUUAGAAAUCAAAGUCAGUGUUGCCCCCAUUACGAAUGUGGAACGUCAAUAACUAAGCCAGCUGAAUACUUAGACAUAACCGAAUUCACUUCUGUUGAUGGAAUAUUUAUCAGUUCAACAACUGUUCAAAAAUCUGGAACAUAUACUACAGAAAGUAGUACCUUAUUUCCCAUUAGUUCCACGGAAAGUACAGACGACGUAUUUAAGACAGACGCAACAACGACGUCAAGUCCUUCUUCGUUUACAAAAGAAGCUACCUCAUCUUCAUUUAGUUCAAAAACUCCACUUUUCAGUACUUUUCCAACAGAAAUUAGUCAUAGUACUAAUGAAGUUGAUGUAUCAACUACUGCAGAUGACACAAAUUUUUCCAUUUCUAUUCAUGAAGAAGAAUUAUCAACCGAACAAAGCCAUUCACAAGAAGAAACUGAAACGACAACAGGAUCAACAAAACUUUUCUCAGUAGCAUCAACCUCUCAGGAAGCGGAAACAGCUUCUGUGAGUUAUGACAGCACAGUAGAGGAGAUUAAAUAUACCACACAAGAAACUUCCACGUCUGAGAAAGAAUCUGCUAAGUUUACUUCAACUAAAGCUUCAACUGAAAGUCCAACCACAGAAAAGAGUCAUGCCACUCCGUUUACUUUUAAGGAAACAGACUCUGAAGCAAGCACUGAUCCAUCUACAGAAUUGCAUUCAACACCAACAGUCAAGGAAACUUCUAAAACCACAUUUGAAGAUUUGACAGUUGAAAAGAUUGCAGGCGUUUCAACAACUAUGAAAACUUCCUCUUUUUCAUCAGUUCAGCCGGAAGAGCAAACUGAAACACCAGAAGUAGGAAUUCAUACUGAGACAGAACAGAAAUCUUCAACUCCAUCAGAUGUAAUUAGUACUUCAGAAGUCAUAACCGAGAGAUAUUCUCAAUCAGAUUUAGUGAAAGAAACAGAAAGUAUUCAACCUUCUGGAACGGCAGAAGAAAUCAGUACCCUUCACUCCGUCACUUCAACAAAAGUAUCAGUUGGAUCAGAAGUAACCGACAAAUUUGGCACCGUCGUUACAGACAAGGAUGCAGGAGCCACACUUGGAUAUGAAAUUUCUUCAGACAAAGAAGAAACUUUCCUUGCAACAAGCAGCAAACCACUAGAAACCAGUGAGACUCAAGAAGAUUUCGAAAAGUUAACAGAUCAUAAAACAACUAUUAUUUCCACUUAUGAAGAAUCUAGUGUUACGCCACUUCCUGAAGAAGCCGCCCAUGAAGCAGAAAGUAGCUUCCAAACAGAUACUUCCUUACAGGAAAAAUUUACCAUUCCAUCAACAAAGCAAACUGGUCAUUCUUCAACUCAAGAACCUUUUGUAGAUUUAACGUCAACAGAAAAAACUCUACCGUCUAUUUUAGAUUUGUCAUCAACUAAAAAACAUCAACCGACUCUAGGAGAAACUGCAGUUUCUGAUGGUGCCGAUACUAAAGAUUAUUUUGAGUCUACUGUCGUUGUAGUAUCAUCAACUGAAGCGGAAACACCAGAAUACAUUCCGAAAACAGUUAUUGCUAGCAAUGUAUCAACAAUUGGAUUGAUCGAUGCUUCUGAAACAACCGCAUCAAAAGUCGCAACAGAAGAAAGUCACUUGGCAGAAACUACAACAGUAGUUACUAAGGUUGACUUGGCAGUGUCAUUUGAGACAGAUUUACCAUCCGAUCUUCAUGCACAAGAUAGCUCAACAGAAAAGAACAUAGUUGAAUUGCAAACAACGUCUUCUCAAUCUGCUCAGACUACAAAGCAACAAGAUGGUACUGCUACGAGUUCUGUCCAGACUUCUACUGGAAGCAAUAUAGUCUAUUCUACUGAUGCUCCCACGUCCUACGCUACACACUCAACUACAUUGAAAGAACAUGAUAUCACGGAUAGCACUGAGAGAACCACUGAACAAAGUUACACCAUAAAAUCAACAGAGAUUCAGAAGUCUACAGAAGCCCCAACGACUACUCAAAAAGAUACUGAAGAACACGAAAAACUCAAAACAGCCAGUGGUAUUUAUGAAGAGCACGAAGUUACUUUUUCAACGAAGAAAGAACAAGAGGAAACUACUUUCCACGUAUUUAAACACUCUACAACUGAUUCUUAUGACAUUACAACAAGAUCCAGCGAACAUCCCCAAGGAACUUCAACGAUUACACCAGUAAAAGAUGAUAUUAGUACUGUAAUAUCAACUACAACCUCUGCACAGCAAGGAUUGUCUUCUGAUAUAAUUGGUGCCGACAGCUCUGACGAUUCAGUCAAAUUUACUGAAACAAAACCAGACUCAGUUUCUUCAACUGAAGGCACUGAAACGUCAUCGAAACAAGAAACUGAUGCAGGAUCUGACAUCAGCCAUGAAAUUGAAUUGACAACACUAUCUUCAAAAUCUGAAGAAUCUUCAACAACUUUCUCUGUUGGAACAAAUCUAUCUGAAGAAACAUCUCCGAAACAAGAAACCGAUGCUGAAACUGAUAGAAGCGAUGAGGCAGAAUUAACUUCACUCUCACCAAAAGCUGCAGAAUCUUCAUCUACAUUUGAAGAUUCAUCGCAUUUUGCAGUUUCAGAAACAUCAGUCACACAGAAAAUAGAUAUCGUUUCUGGCAUUGGUCAGCAAGAACAAUCCUCCACUCCAUCUUCUACAGUUGAAGAAUCUGAAUAUUCAACAACAGUUCGAAUAGAAUCUUUAUUCCAUGAUGCCACGGAAGCACCUAAAUCUGUAGAAGAAACAGACGUCAGUCCGAUUACAUCCGUUUCUGAAGACAAGAAAACGACUUCAAAACUAGAAGAAUCAACUGAAGAAGGUCAUAAGGAGGAAUUUUCAGGAAUUAACUUAGAUUCUGAGGUAACCGAUAAAAAAAUCAGCGAAUCGGAAUUCUCCACGUCGCAUGCAGAAGAAAUCCGCUCUUCUUCAGUUUCUGGCGCUUCUUCUACUCAAGCAUCGCAUGAAUUGGAUUACGAUACAAAAUCUUCUACAUCUAUAUCUGUAACAAUAUCGGAACAAGAUAAUGAAGAAACUUCUGUUUCUGUUGAGGGCAGUUCUACUACUGGUGAAGAAAAACUUCCAACAUCGGAAGAAAUAUUAAGCCCAAUAUAUGAAAUUACUGAUAACGAAAUAUCUCACGAUGUUGGCGAUUUCGUUACAGAAUUUCAUGAUUCUGGAGAUGGAAAGUAUGAGGAUGAAGGUAUAUUUUCUAAAAAGAAACCAGGAAAGGAAUCUGACAUAGAAGCUAAUGAACCUGAAAAACAUACCACGGAAUCACAUGCUGAAGUUAUUAAACAUGAACAGCACAUUACAGAGUCGCAUGUUGAAGCUACUGACCUUGAAUCACAUACUGAAUCCGAAUUACAUGCUGAAUCUAUAAAGCCUGAACAACAUACUACAGCUUCACAUAUUGAACUUAUUGAACCUGAACAGCAUACUACUGAAUUACAGGCUGAUUAUAUUAAAUCAAAACAACAUAGUACAGAAUCAUAUAUUACAAUUAUUGAACUUGAACAGCACACUACUGAAUCCUAUGCUGAAUCUAUUAAACCUGAACAACAUAGUACGCAGUCACAUAUUGAAAUUAUUGAACCUGAACAGAAGUAUACCACUGAAUCACAUGCUGAAACUGCCGAAUCUGAACAACAUGGUACAGAGUUAUAUCUUGAAGUUUCUACAUUUGCAAGUGAAGCUUCUGAAUCUCCUGAAGAAGCUGCGAAAACUCAAGCAGUUGCUACACACAUUCCAGAAUCGACAGCGGAAGAAAAAGAAACUCAUACUGUGGAAACUUCUUCAGAAAAAGAAAUUCACGUUUCUCACGAAUAUCAAAAAACGGAUUCACAGUUUCCCGCGAUUCAAGUAACAAGUACUAAUCAACCAAAAGACGAUGUAUACAUCACGGAAAGUGAAGAUUAUGAACACAAGAAAGUAUCCUUCGAAGCUUCAGUUUCCUAUGAAGACACCACAUCUCAGGGAGUAACCGAGAAAUCAGAGAUAUCAACUGAUGAUCUAUCUGAAACACAUAAAUCUCAAGACCAUGCCGAGAAAUUUGAAACUAUCAUCUCUACGUCAUCCACAGUCUCGUCAUCAGACCAUGGAACAUCAACAGCUAAGCAAACUCUUGUUCCAUCAUCAACCGAAAAAUCAACUUUCGAACACGAUUCUGUAACGACAGUAGAAUCAAUCAAGAGUACGUCAACAGAUGUAUCGCAUACUUCAGAAUCAUUGAUUGAAGUCUCUGACACAUCAACUACAGAUGAUUCAACAUCUACUUUGAAACCAGGAGAAAGCUUAGAAAGCUUUGACAGUCAUAAGGAUGAAGGAUUCAAACCAUUUUCCGUUGAAUCAACUUCUUUACCAAUUAUGAUAAUUGAUGAUGCUUCAACACUUGACGACAAAGCCAUUCAAACGGAAUCUCCAUCACCUUCUACAAAUUUGUCUCACGAAGAUAUUGUGACGACUCAAGAACCUUAUCAUUCAGUUUCAACCUCAACUGAUCAACCAAAGAAAGAUGAAAUUUUAACAGAUGAAAAAAUAGCUUCUAUCGUUACUGAAGAUGAAUCAAGAGGUACAAGUGAGGGAAUAUCCAUUUCUGAAAGCACUGAAUACCACUCAGAGACAACUGAUAAAACUAGCAUCUCAUCAACACAUUCUCACCAUGAUAUUGUGACGACUCAAGAACCUUAUCAUUCAGUUUCGACCUCAACUGAUCAACCAAAGGAAAAUGGAAUUUUACCAGAUGAAAAAAUAGCUUCUAUCGUUACUGAAGAUGAAUCGAGAGGUACAAGUGAGGGAAUAUCCAUUUCUGAAAGCACUGAAUACCACUCGGAGACAACUGAUAAAACUAUCAUCUCACCAACACAUUCUCACCAUGAAACUUCGUACGUACCUGAAAAAACUACAAAUGCCAUAACAGAUGCCAGUAAUAUACCAAAUGCUUUUGCCGUUUCAACUUCUGAACCGGAGAAUUUAGUCUCUGUGGAUGCUACAGGCUCAACUGCUCAAGAGGAAGCUGAAACUGUAAAAGGUGAAUAUAAAUUAAAAGCAUUUCAAAUAAAAUGGGAAAAUGGUAAGCAAGGUAUUGACAGACAUACAAACCCAGAGAAUGUCGAGGGAGCCGUAGAUACAGUAGUCUCCACAGCAUAUGAAUCUAUAAAAGAUGCAAAAGAUUCAUCAACGGUAAAAUAUGAGACUACAGAGAGACCAACUACAGUCAAAAAAGUUUCCACUACGGUUUCAGAAAGCACAACAACUGCUCAUCCAGGUACUCAUAAAGAUUUCGCAUCAACUUCUGUGGCUGGUGAUUUGACAUCGAUUAAGAUAUCUGAACAUUCCGAGGAUGCCAUUGUUGAUUUUAAUAAUAGUAGUCAUAUAGUUGAUCAUUCAGAGGACGAAGAGACUAUUGAAACAUUUACAGAUCCUCCAAAACAAACUGAGAAACCCGAAUCUCAUAUUAAACUGUCGCAUACUCAUGAGCCUUCAAUUUCUGUAGAAGAAGUCACAUCUACGGCCGCACCUCAAACUCCUGCAAUUUCUGAAAAACCCACUGACGAAAAGAUGGAAUUGACCGUAGAAACAACACAAGCUGUCAGUGAAGAAUCUCAUCAUUCUUUUGUGACAUCAAAAGCACCGGAGCUGACAUCUGAGCCUGUGAAAUCGGACACUCAUGUUAUAUUCUCAUCAGAUUCAACUGUAGUUCCAACAAUUGUUCACUCAGGAACUACCACAUUCACACUGAAACCUGAAGUUAUAACUCAAACAGUUCAAACACCGGUGUUAUUAGAAACAACUCAAUUUACUCCUAAGGAAAGCUCUCCAACUGAACAUGAAGCAAUCGAAGAUUUAGAAGAGGAAGAAGCAGAAUCCCUGCCUCAUGUUUCUGAGAAAGAUGACCUCAUUGCAAAAAGGAUUACACCUUCUGCAAUCGACGUCAGUGAUGUUAGCAAAUCUUCUGAAUUGACAACUGCAAAAAUUUUGGAAGAAGAAAAUAACUCUGCUGAAGAUUCUGGAAAAUUUACGGAUCACGAAAAAAUACAUACCGAUUCCAUAACAACUGAAAUUUCUGAGGAAACAACAGCAAAAGAAGAACAAACUACCUUAUUUGCAAGUACACCAAAAUCUGUUUCUACUGAAGAAAGCCAUGAUCAUUCAGUUUUACCCAAUGCAACAGAGGCAGUUUCAACUGAUAUUCAUUCCGAGUUCCAUGAGCAGGAAAAAACCUCUUUCACAGUUUCGGCUCAAACUGAUGAAGCUUCAACUUCUGCAAGUUUCGGACAUAGCACAAAUGUCUUUGAUGUAACAGAUAUUGAAAAUAAAUUGAAAACAACUUUAAUUUCUGAAUUUAGUGAUACAAUUGAUACAUCAACAAAGAGUGAAAAAAUUGAAACUUCUUCCAUUCGAGUAGAAGAAGAUUUAAUAAAUACUGAAUAUUCUGAACUCCAAAAGCAUUCAACUGCAGCACCAACUGAAAAUGCACCUACAUCCGAAAGUUAUUUCAGCGCAGAAGAUUCUUCUCUGACACCUAAAAUUAAAGUUAUAAGUGAUGAAACAGCUACACAUGCUGCAACUGGUGAUUACGCGGACACUGUCAAGGAAACUGAAACUAGUAAAAGUGAAAUAACUACUAAAGAAUAUAAUGAACAAGUUAAUUCUUCCAAUUUCAUUCAUCAAGAAGGGGAUGAGACAACAUACGAUUCCUCAAAUGAACAAAGUGAGCUUGAUGUGGAAGCAGAAUUCCAAACUAGUCCAAAACCCGAAGAUGGAGAAACCAUUUCUACUGAAAGUGGAAUCAAACACAGCACAAGCUUUGUUGAACAGUCAGAAGAGACAGACGAGUCAUUUGAAGAACAUGCAGAUUCUACAUCAACUACAAAGACUGUGCCCGAAAAUAAACAGAAAGAACAAUCGGCUUCCACUACACCUGCAUUAAUUAGUGUGAGGGAUGGUCCCAGUCAUUCUACACUCACAACUAUUUACGAUCUUACAAGUACUCCUAAACCAUUAAAACUUGAUGCGGUUAUUGAAAAUCAGCAUUCAACGUCCAAAUAUUUCCAAGCCGAUGCAGAAAUAGAUGAAAAGUUCCAUGAAACCGAUAAAUAUUUAGAUAAAAGUACAACCCAAGAUGUAAUUACCGAAAUAAAGCCAUCUAUUUUACCCGUUACACAAAGUAGAGAUGAGGCUGUUAAAGACUCUUCUAUUAAACAAAUAACAGAAAAAUACGAGGAUUCUGAAUCUACGGAUUAUGAAGGCUGGGAUACUGGAAGUACGACUUCCGAGGCCAAAGAAUUUACUGCUACAACUUCUGACGACGUAUCAGUGAAAACAACUGAAUCUAAGCAGCUAAGUAGCGAUAUCUUGGCUAAAGAUUCAAUCACUGAUCAUGAUAAAACACAGUCUUCAUCUACAUUCUCACCUGAAAUAAUUUCAGAGGCUCAAAAAGAUACAGAAGUCGGUUUGACUGACACAGAUUCGAAAACUGAUGCUGUAUAUUUGUCGACAACAAAAUAUCCGCAAGAGACAGGAGAAAGUAGCUUGGUCACAGAAGAAACUCGAGAAAUUUUUGGAAGCACCAAAACGCAUUUAUUGAAUGAUACAAAAGAUGUCAGUUUACCUGAAAACUUUUUGACAGAUAGUGACAUUAUUAAUGAAAUCACAUCCUCUUCAGAUUCGAAACUUUCAUCUGAAAAUGUACCAGACUUAACUCACAUUUCCCUUGCUCACACCACUGACAAAAUUUCAACUCAAGAUCACGGUUUCCAUAAGCAGACAUACCCACCAGAAAGUUUGGAUGAAGGUUUGGAAGAAAACAUCAAAUUCUUUACAACUCUAAGCACCAUUCAAUCCGAUGAAACUAUUUUACCUGAAAAUUUAACCACUGAAUCAGCAGAAAGAAUCUCAUCUCUUUCAGAAUUAUCAAGUGAUGUCACUGAAACUUCUUUAGAUAAGCAUAAAACCGAUGCAGAGAGCUUAAGUAUUACCAAAGAAUCCAUUCAGGACAGCGACAGUGACAUUUUAACGGUAUCCCCUUCACUCAUUCCGGAAAAUCUUAUCGACUUUUCGAUAAUUCCUUCUCAACAAGAUAAUUUACAAACUGUUGAUACAGAUACAACCUAUGUAAAUCAGGAAAAUGUUGAAAAGAAACCUUUUGAAAUUUCCUCCACAACUGUCACUGAAGUAAACAAAUUAGAAGAAUCACAUUCCAAUUUAACAAAUACUGUAGAUGCAUUUGAGAUCGAACUCGCAAAUCAAACUUUGCACGCAGAUGAUCAAAAAGAAGCCGUGCCCUCAUUUGAAGAUAGUGGAGCAAUUACUUCCGAUUCUAAAGUGACAAAAAUUUCUGAUACAUCUGCAUUUGAAACUUCUUCUAGUACAGUUUCUCCAACGCAAGAUUACGGUUUCCAUAAGGAAGUGUAUUAUCCUCCAAAACACGAAGAAAGUACAAAAUUUGUGCAACAUUACGAUACUACAGAGCUUCCAACUUCGUUUUCCACUUUAAUCGAUGAAUCUGCAACACAAAAAAGUGAAAUUAUAAAAUCAACUGUUCAUUCAGAUUCAACUUUUGCAUCUGUAACAGACACUCAGACAGAGCAGUCAGUAAAUGUUGACAGGAAGUCGGCGGCUGACUUCGGAGUUACAUCAAUAAAAGAAUCAACAGUUGCUCAGAAAGAUUUGUCAUCUCAAGAAUCGACAAUUAAAAUUGCAGAAACUACAGAAAGUGAUUCCGAAACAAGCGUAACUCAUUCUGAACAUGCUUCAUCUACGUUUUCUACGGGCGAUAUAACACUGACUCCUCAUACAGGAAGCGUUUCAGAAACUCAUUCAUUAGACGAAGUCAAACAAAAACCAACCCUUCACGCUAAAACAACUAUAAGUUCGAAUGAAUUUUUCACUACAGAAUACUCAAAGAGCUCUUCUGAUGAAGAUCAAAAUGUGACCGAUCAAUCACAUAAAGAACUAUUCACCGAGGAACCACACAUUGACAUGAAUUCAUCCACUUCUAUUCAAACCAUCUCAACUGAAGAAACAGAAAAGAAAAAAGAAUCUGUGACAGUCUCUGGAAUUGAAAUAAGCAGCACUUCAAGGAAACCUACAGAUUAUGACUAUUUGUAUACUACAUACAUUUCUCACAUAUCUUCGUCAGUUGAAUUCAGUGAAGAAUCGGAUUCAUUUUCAACUACCAAGCCUGAGACAACAGAUACUGUUGAAGAAAAUGCCACUACAGAAGAGCAGCAUUCAACUCAUCAUGUUGAAAGUGGUGAUAGUCUCACAACUGUUUCUGAUAAUGUUGCUAACGAAAACAUUUCGGAAGAGUCUACAAUUCACACUAAAUUUUCAACAGAUUAUGCACCUGCACUUCUCAUAAAUGAUACGACGACUGAUCGAACCUCUGAUCCAGACUCAGCAAUAUUGCUGAAGAAAACAACAAUAGAGGACAUAGAACUUUCUUCCACUACUGAAAGUUCUAUCAAAGAGUCCUUUGAUGCCGAAGUACAUUCUACAGAGAACGAAAUAUCCAGCAAAAUCGUGACUUCCCUUCCGAAACAAACUGAUAUUCAUUCUACACAUGUAACAGAACUUUUCAACGACAACACCCGUCCACCUCAAGAAAAUCUUCAUUUGGAUCAUAGUAAAACAGAAGGUGUUAUUUCAACACAAGAUUAUUCUGAUUUGCAUACAGAGUUCUCAUUUAAUGAUGAAAUUUCUGAACAUCAUGGUAUCACUACAAGUGAUGAAAGUGAUAUAAUUAUAACAAAGAAAUUACCUUCAGUUUCAGUAGAGGAUCAAUUUUCUACUUUCUCAAGUCAUCAGAAUGAAUCAUUCACUGAAACAAUACACGAAACAACCAAAAGUUACGAAAUUAAAAAUGAAGAAGGAAUUUCUGAGAUUUCAGAGACAUCUCCUUCAUCUUCCACGAUAGUAACCAUAGAAGCGUUAGGAGUUUCACGUGAUAGUAUUUCUUCUACACACAUAACUACAUCUACAUCAUUCGAAACAACUUCAAACGCGCUUGAAAGCUCACUUGACAAAGAAACUCAACCAGAAGGAGCUGAGAAAAUAUAUGAUAUUGAAUCCUUUACCAUUAAAGACUCUUUGUCAAAUCACUCAGAUACAAAAGUAGUGACAGACAGUACAAUUACAACAUCAUACGACUUGAACCUUUCCGAAGAUCAAGAUAAGAAAGUAACAAUAAAAUCUUUCGUCUCUGAUAGUGAAUCAGCUUUCACAGAAGAACAUAGUACUUAUUCGCCACUCUUUGUAAGUACAACUACAAAACAUGCAGUGGAUUCAACUACUGCUCAACCGCAAACAAGUACUUCGUCGGCAGUCGAUAUUAGUGAAGCCUCGUUAACUACUGGAACAAGUAAAUCUCAGGAAGAUGUAACAAUAUCAGCUCAUGAUACAAGUUCCAGUACCACCCAUGAAGAGAUAUUGGAGACAAUUGCCAGCUUUUUCCCUCAUUCUAGUCCACCAUCUAUUCUCGCUGAGAGCCAUAAAUCAUCAUCAUUGUCAUCAUCAUCAACAACAUCCGGUCCUUCACACAAGCACACUACAGCCAAACCAGCUGAUGAAAGCCCUCAUCAUUUGCCAGAAGACGGAUAUUGCCUGUAUGAAAAUGAAGUCUAUAAUUCCGCCGAGCAAAUACCACGAAAGGAUCCAUGUGAAUUCUGCUUCUGUUUCCGUGGUGAUAUCAUCUGUCUUCAACAGAGCUGUCCACCUCCUAUCAGGGGAUGUUACGCUACCCCUAUAAAUGGUUUCUGCUGUCCGAGAUUCCAUUGCCCUGUUCAAGAAAUGCAUUUUAAUUUAUCUACUACAACAACUACGACACCAGACCCAAGAAUAGGAAAAUACUUGCCACCUGCUGAUCAAAACACAGGAUGUGAAAUCGAAGGAAAUGUAUAUCGGGUACACCAAGUGGUGCGGCCUUCCAGUGGUCCUUGUAUGUUAUGCCGCUGUGAAAUGGGUGGCAUCAUGAAAUGUGAUCCCAGAGAUUGUCAACCUCAAGCUCCACUUCUUUUGCGACUCAACAGAGAAUUCUUCAAGAAAAGGUAGUUGGAACCCCGGUGACUAAUAGGUACCAGAAAGAAAUAUGAUUGGGACAACCCAAUUGUGCCACUGCCGUUUUUCUCAUCAUUAGAACUCUCUUUUUUUAAUUGAAAGAACGGCUACCUCAAGUUUCUGAGUGUAACCUUCUAUUUUGAUUAUUUUUGUUUGGGAUUUCCUCAGCAACCGUUUAAAGAAGAAAAAAGUGUUAACUUUUUGCUUCAGUUUGGUGCUGUUAGUUUAUUUUUUUAUGGGAUUUGUGAUUGUUUUUGUGUUUUUUCCUAGAAAUGGAAACGGGUGCAAUGUUUAAA
Molecule: messenger RNA, 13792 nt
Organism: Argiope bruennichi
Lineage: Eukaryota; Metazoa; Arthropoda; Arachnida; Araneae; Araneidae
Product: serine-rich adhesin for platelets-like
Exons: 35
Coding region: 72-13490 (4472 amino acids)
Molecular function (GO): protein binding
Source: RefSeq, a predicted model, not a curated record